Messenger RNA from Styela clava, 2613 nucleotides. The record is from RefSeq and is a predicted model, not a curated record. NCBI's taxonomy places the organism in Eukaryota, Metazoa, Chordata, Ascidiacea, Stolidobranchia, Styelidae.
CUAUUUUAUGAUAUGUUUACAGAUGUUUAUUGUGGUUCACUUUGAGUAAUUUAACUUUCACUGUAGAUUUUCGGAUGGAUUCAUACGCAUUUUUUUGAAUAAUUCGAUCGAAUUGGAAAAAAAUAUUGAGUGUCUAAAGAUAUGAAAGUAAACAAAAUUUCGUAUGAAAUGUCGACCACAUUAACGCUACUUGUGAUUUUCAUAUGGACCACCUGUGAGUCUUAUCGAGUAGAGGGAAUCAAUCCAACAUGCGAGAAAGUCUCGACACCUAUGUGCCUUCCUGUUACUGACGACAUUAUAGCUGCAAUACCAUCGCCACAAGGAAGAAGAAAUCGCAGAUCAGUUCUAACGGAACGUGUGUCUAAACAAAUUAAUUGGAGAUAUAAUUCAACUACCUUUCCAACGUUUGCAAAUGACGUCACUCCUGAUGACGUCAUCGAUUCUUUACGAAAGCUGCAUCCAAUGGUAGCAACGGAAUGUUCCAAAUUUGUCAGACUGUUUUUGUGUUCAGUGUAUUCUCCCGUUUGUACAGAAUUUGGUGUUGUGCCUCCAUGCAAGGAACUGUGCGAGAAAGUAAUGUCGGAUUGUUCGAGAACAAUAAAAGAAUUUGGAAUUCAGUGGCCUGAUAGUGUGCAAUGUGAUAUAUUCCCUGCGUACGGGACAACUGGUGACGUAAUUAAUGACUCUUUAUUAGUCGGAGCGGUGACGUCACAGAAUGACGAAAACACGAUGCUAAUUCAACGUUCUGCGUCGCUAGCUUGGAUGGAAGCAUUGGUGGCAGACGGAAAGAUUUGUAUACCACCGAUUGAAGAAGACGUGAUUACACCCCAGUUAGAACUCCUAAAGCAAAACAUUGAUAAGCGACCCAAUCAUAAACUCAACUACACGAUAACAAAAGACAAUCACCAAUUCGGCCUACGCUGUCCAGCUGAAAUGAGAGCACCUGAUGGUCAACCCGGGUAUUCUUUUCUUGGAAUGCAAAAUUGUUCUCCGCCAUGUCCAAACAUGUAUUUGAGUGAUGGAGAAUUAUCAGGAGUUCGUCAUUUGAUAAUAUUUAUGUCAACACUCUGCAUUAUUGUGACAUUUUUCACUCUUUGUACAUUUUUGAUAGACACAAAAAGGUUUCGCUACCCGGAAAGGCCAAUUGUAUUCUAUGCUUUCUCCUAUUUCAUCGUCUCUCUUGUUUUCAUGACUGGAUACCUUUUGAAAGAGAAUGCAGCUUGUAAUGGAGAGAUACGAGAUAAACAUACCAACGAUAUCGUGCAAGGAUUUACAGUUGUCAAAGGAGAUCAUAGGCAGUCUUGUACUAUAAUCUUCAUGAUCCUGUACUAUUUCACUGUGAAUGGUACAAUCUGGUGGUUGAUUCUCACCAUUACCUGGUUACUGGCAGCGGGAUUCAAGUGGGGAACUGAAGCCAUUGAAAAGUAUUCGAUAUAUUAUCAUGCAAUUGCAUGGGGAAUUCCAGCUAUUCAGACUAUGGUUGUGGUAACUUUCAGCAAAAUAGAGGGAGACAACAUUUCAGGUGUUUGUUUUCUCGGUUUAUACGAUUCUCAAGCUCUGCGAUAUUUAUUAUUGACUCCUUUGUGCGUUUAUUUAUUCAUUGGAACAACGAUAUUGUGUACCGGUUUCUGUUGUUUAAAUCGAGUUCGAAUUAAAUUAAGAAAUGAUGAGGUGAAUAAGAAGAAACUCCAGUUUAUGCUCAGGAUUGGAGUGUUCAGUGUGAUGUACAUCGUGCCACAGGUUAUUUUGUUUACGAUAUACAUUGUCGAAGACUCAUACCGAACAAGAUGGGAAGCAACUUGGUUUCUAAAAUCCUGUGAAGACUAUCGAGUUCCAUGCCCUGCAUUGGAUUCAAACGUUUCUGUAACAGCUGGUGAAGGUGAUCUCCAACCUCAUGUUAUGAUAUUCUGCGUCAAAUAUUUCAUGACAUUAAUUGUUGCUCUCCCUCCACUCUUUUGGGUAGCCUCAAAGAAGACUUUACUGUCGUGGCAACUAUUUUGCUGUCGUAAAAAGAGAAGGAACCAACCGCCGAUUGUUUCAAGUAACCACAACCAGAACAACUCUCGAGGUCAGAAUUUAUCAAGAAGAGCACUUCUAGGAAAUGAAAUUUCGCAGAAUUCUAAGCAGCAUCGUGCAAGGAAUCACCGUCCAAGAUCUCUUGGAGAUGGCGGAAUCGGUAGCGAUGACGUUUUUGUCGGACUAGAAAGCGCUUCAAAAUUACACGGGUCGUCUGCUUCUGUGACAGCUCGUGCUAAGAUUACGGAAGAAAGAAAUUCACGGCAAAACGAAAUUUUGCAGCAUAAAGGCAUAGAAGAUUCAAAUGCACCUCCUCUUCCGCCGCCUCCACCGCCGCGUUAUACAAGCAGGCCCUUCAGUGCGGAAGAAAACUGAAUUGAAAAAACAAUUUCCAGAAAAACGAAAACAACGACGAUCGGCGUCAUCACCAUCUACGUCAUCACGCGGAAAGGCGUCAUCAAUACACAAACCUUCAUCGAUGUCCUCAUCAACAUCUGCGCAGCAUUCCAUGCAUAAUAAGCGUGAUACACAUAUACAACAUUCUGCCUUGCCUAGCUACUCCCUUAGUAAAACACUGCCAAAAGAUGAACUUGUCAA